Molecule: messenger RNA, 1176 nt
Organism: Neospora caninum
Lineage: Eukaryota; Apicomplexa; Conoidasida; Eucoccidiorida; Sarcocystidae
Product: srs domain-containing protein
Exons: 1
Coding region: 1-1176 (391 amino acids)
Cellular component (GO): membrane
Source: RefSeq, a predicted model, not a curated record
AUGGUCAAAACUCUUCAGCGGCGUCGAGGGUCGAACCCGAUGGACCGCACGUGGAUGGCGGCGUGCAUGAGUGGAAUUUUGUUGUUCUGCAGCGGGGAGGUCGUUGCAACCCAGCUGAGUGAAGGCCUUCAGCACCGGCGUUUGGCAACUAAGUUCACGACUGUUGCGCCCACGUUCCAGGAUGCGGUCGCCACUUGCGAUUUAACACAAGGUGGUGUCGCAGCCGCUGCUGCCGCAGCCGCUGACUCCUUGAUGCUUUCGCAAAAAAGCCUCAUCGCUACGUUGGUAUGUAAGGCAAAAACGAUCACGAUGAUACCAGCAAGCCUGCAAAAUGUUUGUGAUCCAACGCAAACAGGAGAAACUCCGAAAUGCAAGUUUGCCGACAGCAGUUCCACUGGCAAAGAAGUCACGCUCAAAGGCUUGCUUGGAACAGACCGGGAGGUUGACUGGAAACAGAUCCAACAAGCCCAAGCGAGGGGCAAUCCCCAGACACAAACGUGGAAAUUGCAGCUGGAGGAUGCUGACAUUCCUGUGACCGACAAGAGCUUCCUUGUUGGGUGUCAAGACACCGAUCCCUCUAAGCAAAGGGAUUCCGGUACGACAAAUGUGUGCAAGGUCACGGUGAAUGUCGAAGCAAGAGCUUCUUCUGUUGGGGAUAGGAACGUCGUCACCUGUGCGUACGGCAAAAACAGCAACCCUGCGCCCCUGAAGGUUGAGAUGACAACAGAUAACAACACCCUCACUCUUCAGUGUGGUUCCGAGGGUAUUCUUCAUCCGAUUACAUAUAAAACUCGCUACUGCGACCCUGAGGCCGCAAACGUUCAGGAGUGCAACGAGAAGGAUUAUACAGGUAUUCUUCCCAGCUUUGUGGAGAGCUGGUGGACAAAUGUGAACGACGGGAAGAGUUCCGCUACGCUGACAAUCCCAGAGACUGAGUUUCCUGAAUCAGACCAGCAAUUCCGUAUGAGUUGUGUUCCCAAGUCGACAAACCCCCAGGGAUCUGAUCUUUCAGGUGGGGGGAGGGCAAGCGAGGGCACACAGACGAGUGUGACUACCUCGACUUGCAAUGUGGUUGUAACUGUGAAGUCAGGAAGCUCUGCGUCGUCAACUGGUCAAAUGGUAGCUACAGUCUCUGGUGCGGCGGCUUUGUUAGGGCUCCUCACCGGCUCCUUCUAA